Messenger RNA from Chaetomium globosum CBS 148.51, 1065 nucleotides. RefSeq lists its product as uncharacterized. Bases 1 to 1065 code for a protein of 354 amino acids. The record is from RefSeq and is a predicted model, not a curated record. Lineage: Eukaryota; Fungi; Ascomycota; Sordariomycetes; Sordariales; Chaetomiaceae. The transcript has 4 exons.
AUGGUUUGGGUCGACAACGCAACGGCCGAGAUCGAUGCCAUCUCGGAAUGGCGCACUAUUGUCGCCAUUUGCACUGUUCUCUCGGCAUUUUCGAUUGCGAUCGUGAUGGCACGGGUCUGGAUCAGGCACAAGAACCACGGGUUGGCGGCCGAUGACUGGAUGGCGAUGUUGUCAAUGGCAUUUGCCCUGAUUUAUUCGCUACUGUGCAUUGUCCAAACGAAGUAUGGCCUGGGGCUCCCGCUUAAGCUGCGGCCAAAAGAGAACCUCAUCCCUUACACCCGUUCCAACUAUGCCGGCCGGCCGAUCUACCAGAUAGGCAUCAGCUUCUUCAAGGUGGCACUGUUGAUCAGCUACCUGCGACUUUUCAAGGGAACCAACCACAUCAUCUACCGCCGAGUGGUCUGGGUCGCCAUUGUGGCCGUCGUGGCCGGGCACUUGGGAUGUGCGCUGACCUUGAUUUUGGCGUGCAGUCCGGUACACAAAUCAUGGGAUCCGUUAACACCCGGCACGUGCCUUGCACCCGGUCCUUCAUUCACGGCAUAUGCCAUCGUGACGAUCGUGUCCGAUGUGGUGGUGGCCGUCAUUCCGAUCCCCGUGUUGCUGCAGCUCAAGGUCAACUUGGGCAAGAAGAUUGGUCUCAUUGUCAUUUUCCUGCUGGGUCUCUUCACGACGCUGUGCUCGGUCUUCCGGUAUCUGCAGAUCGACAGGAUCCAGUAUGGCGACGGCAACUCGACCAUGCUCAUCCUGUGGGGUGUGAUUGAGUUCAACGUCGGGAACGUGGUCUCUUCGCUACCAUUCCUCGCGCCGAUCUUCCUGCGCAAGGCCAAGCAGUACACGACCAAAUACUCCGGAAGCGGCAACAACUACGGCAGCGGGGCGCGCAAGAUCGGCAAGUCGAGCGAAGCCUACAAGCUCAGCAGCAUCUCCAGCCAGGUGAAGGGCACCUUCGCCACCGCCCAAGGCCAGAGCAACGGCAGCGAGGAGAACAUCCUCAAAUCGAGCACCGAGAAUGCACCCGAGAACACCAUCAUGAAGUCAGUCACAUACAGCGUGCGAGUCGACUGA